UUCUACGCCCGCAGCCCCUGCAGAGCUUAAGAUAACUUUGUGACACACUCUUCACAAUCAUCCUUCUUUGGACACCCAUCUUACCCAUCUUCACCAUGCUCAGACUUCCAAGCCGACAAGGCCUUAGGGCUUUUUGCAAAUCCGUUCCUAGUCCUCUACGCUAUCCUCUUCAAGCGCGCCGUACCCACAGUCUCCAAGAGCCGUUCUCGGGUCCUCCAAGCUACGCGACCCUAUUCGAGCGCUUCUCUCCUUCGAAUCCCAGCCCCCUACAUUAUUACUCUCGGCUAAAGGCAGAAGAAAAUAUAGCGCGUGGUACAUUUGUUGAUAUUCAUGACAUUGGUGCCAUGGACCCGAAAGAUUAUGAUGUGCUGAUCACGGAUAUCGACGACAACACGCUACACAAGGAGAUUUCGGACCGCGUGGGCAUACCAUACCUCAAGGAGGCGACUAAAGAUGAGGCAGAUAAGGUGGCUGACACCAUCCGUGGUUUUGUCUACGGUCGAAAGUUCCGCAUGAUACUUCCAUGUGCCCUCACGAUUAAUGAGAAGGCUCACUGGGUCUUCUUUAUUGUUGAUAGUGGGGCCCCACUGACGUACAUCUCAACUCAGGUGGCGCAAACCUUCAAGCUUAACGAGGAUGAGGACCCUUGGAAUGGCUAUAUUGCUGGACACAAACAUGCAAUAUAUAUGGCACCACCGGAUUCACACUUCGCCAACAUCAACAUUCUUGGCGGAGACUUUUGCCAUAUGAAUCGACUUCGUCCUUGGGUGGACGAUGAGCAUCGAGCGGUAACAUAUUACAUUGGCAACAAGUGGGAUGUUACUCCUAAGCUUUGAGGCUAGGUGCUGCCGAGGACACAUCGGAACGAAUAUUUUGAAGAAGUUACCUACCGUGUGGUAACGAUGGUGGAUUCCGCUACGUUUCGUGUAGUGGCACCACCGCUCCACGACUCUCCUGACAGGCUUGA
Molecule: messenger RNA, 967 nt
Organism: Eremomyces bilateralis CBS 781.70
Lineage: Eukaryota; Fungi; Ascomycota; Dothideomycetes; Eremomycetales; Eremomycetaceae
Exons: 3
Coding region: 96-836 (246 amino acids)
Source: RefSeq, a predicted model, not a curated record